ACGUAUUUUUUUUUCCCUAAUAUUUUUUCUUCGUCUUAUCUUAAUUCACCUUGAAAAAUUAUAAAAAUGUCUCAGGGUGUACCUUCAAUUUCGAUAUCCGAUUUAUCGAAAUAUUACCAAUUCAAUUGUGAAAAAUUAGUACAAAAAAUUGUUUCCAAAAAACCAAAAUCAACAAACGAAAACGAAAACAAGAAGAAUAAAACAGAUAAUUUAAUUGAAGCGUCAAAAAAACGUGGAAAUGAAUUUGAAUUAGAAAUUAAAAAUAAAUUAAAUAAUGUAGUAGAUUGUCAAUAUAAAUCAUACAAAGAUUUAUUAAGAAAUGUUCAUGUCGGUCAAACUUUUUAUCAAAUGAAAUUCGAUGUACCUGAAAAUGUUUAUAAUGCGAAUAUAAAAGAUAUCAUUAAAUUAAAAAGUUUUAUACCAGACUUUAUUGAAGUCAUAAGAGAAGAUGGUGAGACAAAAUUGAUGGUUUGGGAUGUAAAAUCUUCAAAAAGUACUCGAAUCUCACAUCAGUUCCAAGCAGCUUCUUAUGUUUAUCUUCUUAAAUAUAUAAUUCAAGAUUUUCCAGCACUAUCGAUUUCGCAUACUAUCGGAAUUCGUUUACCUCAUUUGCCUUUACAAACUUUUAAUAUCGAUUUGUUGCUUCAAAGGAUAGAUAAAUUCUUUCGUAAAGAUUUACCAAAAAUUAUAAGAACAAAAGAACCUUUUUGGUACUAUAAUACAAGAUGUAGAACUUGUGAUUUUGUACAUACUUGUAGAGAAGAUGCUAAAGGCUCUAUUUCAAUGAUUCCUCAUUUAUCACCUGAGAAUGCUGAGUCUUUGAGAACUUUUGUGUCAUCACGAAAUGAUGUAGUUGAUAUCGAAGACUUAACAAAGAUUGUUGUUAACGAAGAUAAUGAUGUUAAAAAAAGCGACAAAUUAAUGAUUAAACAAAUUAUCAAAUAUGAUAAGAAAUCAAAAAGAUCACCGUAUUUGAGAGCCAAAAAGACCAAACGAGCACAGUUUGUAGGAUUACCAGUUGCAAAUUUUCCCCAAAAAACGGAUCAUAAUUUGUUAAUAACAAUGUCUUUAGAUCCUUUCUUGUCACAUCCUUUCGGAUGGGGAAUAUGUCUUUUUACUGGUGAUGGAGAAAUUUUGCAGAAAUAUAGACGCGCUGAAUCAUUUUCGAAGGAAUCUCAAAAAAAAUUUGUCCCUUUGAUGGAUGAAUUUGUAACUAUGCUAACGAAGUGCUUUGAAUAUUUAUCACAAGUUAAAUCUCGUGCUUGUAUCUUUGUUUACUCUGAACGAGAAAAAACAACUAUUCAGGAUGCUUUGUUGGAAAUUAUUACCACGGAUGAUAAUACCGUUUCAUGUACACUACAACAUGCAGCUACAAGAUGUUUGUUUAAUUUAUUUGAAGAUUCGUCAUUAAUAACAGCUUCUGGAAGUAAGGAUGAUAAUAUUAUGGAAAUUCCUGAUAGUCGGAAUGAAUGGCGAGAAUUUCCAAGAUUGAUUAUUUUAGAACACGCGAUAAAAGAAAAUAUUGCAAUUUAUGUACCAGGAUUUUACCGUUUCAUUGAUAUUUGGCAGCAGUUGGUAAAGCCAACGCUAUCAAAUGAUCAAGAAUUAUUAAAUUCAUUAGAGCAACACAUUACGAAAAUUGAUUUAGAAAAUAUUUAUACUUCAUGGGUUUCUGAACAAAGUUCUGCGCAACAAAAAAUUCAAGAAGCCCAUUUAUUAAGAAUUAAAUUUGUGAAUGCCGUAAUGAAAGCUUAUUACAAGCUUCUAAAAGAAUCGACAGAUAAUGAUAUUGCUUCUAUAUUGAUAUUUACACCACCAAUUUUUACUUUUACAGAAAUUAAGUCAUUUAAUAAUCAUUAUUUAGGAAAAUUAUAUUUUUUUAAACAAUAUGAAGCUAUAACUGAGUGCAUGAGAAUUAGAUCUAAGAGAAUAAAAGAUUUUACACAAGAUGAAUCAAUACGCGGAGUUCAAUUACGAUAUGAACGUUUUAUUAAUAAAGUAAAUAAUGAAUGGAUAGUGAAAUUCACUAUUAUAAAUAACGAAAAAGAUGCUAGUCUAUUAGAACCUAGUUCAUUUAAAACAUUUAUUCUGGUUGAAGAUAGUCCGAAGGGUCUUCGGGAAGCAAUUAAAUUUUCAGAUAUGGAAUAUCGCAAUAAAAACCCUUCUGUACUUUCUUUGGCUAUUGUAUGUUUAGAAAAAGUUGAGAAUAGGACAAUUUAUUUGAAAGGAACUUUUAAAAUGGACUUGACAAAAAUUACAAAUUGUCGCCUUUACAAACGUUAUUUUGAUUUUAAUCUUAAUAAAGUAUUAACGACCUUUGCUGAAAUAGAUGAACGAAAUGAUGAUAACAAGUCAGUGUCUAUGGAUCUUCUGAAAGAUCCCAAUGCAUGGGGUUCUGGUUCUUCAAUCGAAGAACGACAGUUUAAAAAAAUCAAAAGUACAACUUCAACUUCGAGUCUAGAAACUUUUUGUAUGUCUCCAUCGCAAAAAGAAAUAUCAGAAGAUUUAUUAAAAAAAAGACUUCAAAUCGUUUGGGGGCCACCUGGUUCCGGUAAAACACAAUUUCUUGCAUUAUUUAUUACAUGGUACUUAAGUAUGUUACCAAAGUUAACAGAUACUAAUAGGAAAUAUGUGAUCGGAGUAACAGCUUUCACUAAGGAAGCUAUUGCAAAUUUAUUGGAAAGGAUUUCCUGCACGAGAAAAUAUUAUAAUAGAUUCACUAUUUUUAGUAUGAUCGAAAAUAUGAAAGGAGACGAUAUAAAAGUAUGUAAAGGAGAAGAUUUAUCUAAAAAGAUUGCAAGAUAUAAAGGUCCUGUUGUAAUUGGUGGUACUGUUUGGGAUUGGUAUAAAUUGAGAAAAACUGUUAAAUGCGAUAUUAUGAUGAUAGAUGAGGGUUCCCAAUUAUUGGUCUCAGAUGCCAUACUUGCAAUUGAAUGUUUAAAUCCAAGAACCGGAAAACUAAUUGUUGCUGGUGAUCAUAUGCAAUUAGGACCAAUUAUUAAAAAUUCUUAUCCUAAAUUUCCAUAUGAUCAUCCUCUCAUAUUUGGAUCAAUACAACAAUGCUUAAUGCGCAGAAAAGACGGUUCUAUUAUGCACGAAGAAGACUUAAAAGAACAGAAAUAUGAUUUUGGACAUCUUACUACGCAACUUAAAGAAAAUUGGAGAAUGAAUGAAGAAUUAAAUAAAUUUUUUCAAAAGAUUUAUGGCAAAAACUAUAUUUCCAAAAAUCCAAAUCUAAAACUUGCUUUAAACGAUAAUAAAUUAUCACAAGUGAAUCCUCUAAUUCGAAAAAUUUUGUCUCCAGAUUCAGCAAUUACUUUAGUGAUAAUUAAAAACAGUGAAUUGGUCAAUUCUGAUACUAUAUUGUCAGAUCAAACUAAGACUGAAGCAGAAGUUGUAAAACAAAUUACGUCAUCUUAUUUUAAACUAACAAAAGUAAAAGAAAAACAAAAAUUACUUAUAGUAACACCAUUUCGUCGACAACGACUUGAAAUUAAAUCACGACUAGAACAUUAUAUAAAGAAUGAAAAUUUACAAAUCAAUACAGUAGAUAAAAUACAAGGACAAGAAGCAGAUAUCGUGAUAGCAUGUUUUGGAUUUUUUAAUAUAAAUAAAACAUCUAAAGAAUCAAAAUUUUUAUUUGAAAUGAAUAGAUGGAAUGUAGCAUUAAGUAGAGCAAAAUCUAAAUUAAUAGUCAUUACGACCGAUGAAAUGCUUGAUCCUGAUGACAUAGAAAUAUUUGCAAAUAAAAAAAUAAGUGAAGGAUUAGAAUUUCUUCAUAUGGUGAAAAAACAUGUACAAGAUGUACAUGAUUUACAAGAAAAAGAUCCCGUUGUCGACAAUAGUAAAAGAAAAAGGCGGAGGGUAGAUGAUAAUGGUGUUAUUGAAUGGAUUGUUAAUGGGAGAGAAAAACGUCAAAAAGAAAUGAAUCAGAAAUAGUAGAAAUAGCAAUAAAUAUUAAAACAUAAUUAUUUAACGUAUACUUUUGUCAUAAAACAUACUGUAUAUAAAUUUGCAUCAUAUCUUAAAAAAUAAAAACUAUAACAGAUCAUCGUUGAAAGACUUUG
This is a messenger RNA of Rhizophagus irregularis DAOM 181602=DAOM 197198, 4067 nucleotides long. RefSeq lists its product as uncharacterized. Lineage: Eukaryota; Fungi; Glomeromycota; Glomeromycetes; Glomerales; Glomeraceae. The record is from RefSeq and is a predicted model, not a curated record.